Hyalella azteca is the source of this 1775-nucleotide messenger RNA. RefSeq lists its product as uncharacterized. Bases 226 to 1266 code for a protein of 346 amino acids. Gene Ontology annotation, cellular component: endoplasmic reticulum membrane; dehydrodolichyl diphosphate synthase complex. The transcript is spliced from 5 exons. Gene Ontology annotation, molecular function: ditrans,polycis-polyprenyl diphosphate synthase [(2E,6E)-farnesyl diphosphate specific] activity. The record is from RefSeq and is a predicted model, not a curated record. Lineage: Eukaryota; Metazoa; Arthropoda; Malacostraca; Amphipoda; Hyalellidae.
UUCGUCAAGUUGAAAUAUAGUGAAUAUUGUCUAAUUUUACUUUACACUGACACGUAAAAAAUUUAAACUGUUUUGCUGACGCGCCGCAGUGGAUGAUAAUCUCAUCCCGUAUCCUUCUUCCCUGAAGUAGACGUGGAAUAGCCAGACGAUGUGUCGUCCCUUGACCCUAGCUCCCUACUACCUCUUCUAGUGCUGAACUUCAGCUGAUGGAAGUAUGUCAUACAAAUGCUUACAAGCCUGUCUGACGUAAAGGCCCAUAAAACGGUGCAGAGGCUGCUUGCAUAUUUCAGAAUGGACUUGCUGCUUCCAGUGUUUCAGCUUCUCUAUUUUGUUGCUCACUUUCUUGUGAGUGUUCUGCAAGCUGUGUAUGGAACCUAUAUGGAUGUACUACAAAUCACCCAUUUCUUAUACCAGAAGCUCACCCAUACUGUACAUGCACAAGAACAAUAUAAUGAGGGAAAAGGCAAACUACCAGAACACCCGGCAGUGGUUUUCCUUCCUGGUCAUUAUUUGGCAGCACAACUGCCACAGCUUGUCAGUCUAAUGACUGCCUUUGUUAAAGCUGGGGCUAAACAGAUAACUCUUUACGAUCCAGCUGGAAAAAUUGAAGAACAGCAAGAUGAACUUUUACUGUGCCUGACGCGGAGCUUGCCCGGCAGCUUAUUUCUUCUCCUCCAGCAUCCAUUAGAGCAAAUAAAUGAAGAACCCCAAAAAGAACAGGCCCAUGCCCGGUCUUUGGUGAAAGGAGCAACAGCCCAGACGCCUGUAGUAUACGUGAGCAUCGUCAACUGUGACAGCGGCGUGCGACAUCUAUUGAACUGCGUCAGAAAAUUGGCUCGUCAGCCCCACAGCUCCCUGACGAAUCUUAGUCCGCAUGACUUAGACUCAGUUUUGGCUGUCAGACAAGUGUCUAAUAUUGAGUGUCAUGACGAAAUGAGUAACUAUUGCAGUGAAGAAACUAGUAGACUGGUAUCAAAUCCUUCAUGUAACGAAAGAUAUCUAAAGAACCCUAGACGUUGCGCUCAGAGUGCAGUUUCAUGUUCUUUUGUUGAACAAAAAUCGUUAUCAUGCAUGCAUUUAGUGAGACAACAAGACCCAGACAUGAUGAUUGUAAUUGGAGACUACAUGAGCAGUGGCGGGUUUCCUCCUUGGGGAUUACGGCUUACAGAAUUCGCACAAACGUCAAGCCUGGGACGCAUAGAUUCUGCCGAGCUUCAGAAUUUAUUUCGUUCAUAUGCUGGAAUAGAAAAGCGGUUUGGCAGGUAACUUCCUCUCGGAUAUUAAAUGUCAUGGUUGAAUGUACAACUCUUUGCCUCGUUUGUUUUUAUGUUGCGUUUGAUUUGAUAACAGCGUCAAUAUUGGUUGAAGAUUUUUUGGCUAGAAAUCAAAUUUAAAUAUUGGCUCACAACGGUUCAAAAAAUUAAUGUGCAAUUUCCUUGCUCCUUCUCUGCACCACCACUGCAAAACUCUUGAAUUUUCAAAUAAUUUUGACGUAAGGCUGGAAAUUUAUUGCGUGUACUAGCUUCUUAUGUUAAUUUUCACUCGUUUCGUUACAACGAAAAACAUCCCAACAUCCGCCGAUGUACUAUUUGAUAUCGACGGCAUGAGGAAAAUCUCACGGAAAAUUCGUUUGAACGUGAAUCGUGUGCAAUAAGUCACGGGCCUAUAGGUAGAUAAAAACUUCGUAAUUCUCAGUGAGUGAUGCUGCUACUUACAUUCCUUAGAAUCGUUGUAAGUUGAAGAAUACUUUCCAAUAAUAAAAAUAUACAGAUUGA